AUGGAGGAAGCUGCACGUAUCGCUUUUUUCGAGCAUGGAUCGGAGAAAAUCGUAGUCAUAUCGGGCGUGGGCACAAGAGAUUAUUACAGAAAGCUUGGAUACGAGUUGGAUGGUCCGUACAUGAGCAAAUCCCUGUCUGCUGAAGAACUUCGAAUUUUAAGAGCUAGAAAUUGUGGACAGUAUGAGCUGGAGCUAGAUAGCGGACAGAUCCAACUGUGUGAGGUGGUGCUUAUUCAGUUGGUCGUU
This is a messenger RNA of Ostertagia ostertagi, 246 nucleotides long. Lineage: Eukaryota; Metazoa; Nematoda; Chromadorea; Rhabditida; Trichostrongylidae. The record is from the annotation of a GenBank genome assembly.